AUUCGAAGCUGAUGAAUAGUGAGUACAUAAGAUUAAGUAUUUCAUACAAUUUAUCUGUAUAUAAGAAAAAUUGAAUAGUAUAAUGUUUGCACUGAAGAAACAUAUUCUACUACUAUUUUUCCUGUCGUGUACAUAUAAAAUUAAUGGCAUUGAGGCUCAAUCUCUUCCAGUUGUUCUUUGGCAUGGAAUGGGCGAUAGCUGCUGUUUUUCAUUUAGUUUGGGAGCAAUAAAAAGAUUAAUAGAGGGCGAAAUACCUGACGUUUUUGUAUAUUCCGUUCGAUUAGGAAAUAACGAAGUAGAGGAUGUGGAGCACAGUUACUUUGGUGAUGUCAACGAUCAAAUACAAGAAAUUUGCCAAGAACUGGGUAAAAAUGAACAACUUAGAAAUGGUUACAAUGCCAUUGGAUUUUCACAGGGUGCUCAAUUUUUGAGAGCGAUAAUUCAAAAGUGUCCGAAUCCUCCGAUUAAAAAUUUUAUUUCUUUGGGUGGUCAACAUCAAGGCGUUUUUGGAUUACCAAAUUGCGGAACAAUGAAACGCAACGUCUGCAGUUAUGUGGCUCGCAUAAUCAAAUAUGGAGCUUACACUCGAUUUGUUCAAAAGAAAUUUAUUCAAGCUACAUAUUGGCACGAUCCAUAUCAAGAAGAAGAAUAUAAACAGAAAAGUAUACUUAUGGCUGACAUCAAUAACGAACGUUACAUUAACGAGACGUACAAACAGAAUCUUCAGAAGUUAAAUUCUAUGGUAUUAGUUAAAUUUAUUAAUGAUACCAUUGUUUGGCCCAGAGAAACAGAAUGGUUUGGAUUCUAUAAACCUGGCCAGGAAACAGAAAUUCAAACAUUCGAGGAAACUGAUUUAUAUCGUAAGGAUCUUUUAGGACUAAAAGCGUUACAUGAAGCAGGAAAAAUUCAUUUUCUUUCGCUACCUGGGAAUCAUUUGCAAUUUACAGCAGAUUGGUUUACUGAUGAAAUAGUUAAACCAUAUUUAAUAUAA
This is a messenger RNA of Eufriesea mexicana, 991 nucleotides long. RefSeq names its product Palmitoyl-protein thioesterase 1 (gene Ppt1). Lineage: Eukaryota; Metazoa; Arthropoda; Insecta; Hymenoptera; Apidae. The transcript is spliced from 8 exons. Gene Ontology annotation, molecular function: palmitoyl-(protein) hydrolase activity. The coding region runs from base 83 to 991 and encodes 302 amino acids. The record is from RefSeq and is a predicted model, not a curated record. Gene Ontology annotation, biological process: receptor-mediated endocytosis; protein depalmitoylation. Gene Ontology annotation, cellular component: lysosome.